GAUGAAGGUCAGUGACAAACACAGGUAGAAAGAAGAAAAGAGAGAGAAGAGUCAGGGUGUUUAAUGUGGCGCCACCAUGGUCUGACCGUCGCUCUGUGACUGAGUAAACGCCUGGAUGUGAAAAAGUAUCCACCUACCGCCUCUCACCGCCACUAUCCACUCUGCCCUGAGUCCGAUGGCAAAGCAUGACCCGAAUGAAGCCCCUCCUCCUUACUACUCUGUUGCCGUGCACACCCUGCCCCCCCUCAAGCCCUACGAGGAGGUAGUGUACGGGGUGGGCCUCGGCCUGACACCCCCCUCCCAGCCACGUUACAUCCCCCAGUAUGCACCACCUGUGGCUGUCCCCAUAGUCACACGGUCAGGCACACCCCCCAGCCACAAGAAGAAGAGGUGCUGUGAGAGUAAUGCCCAGUGUUAUGGAGGGUCAGGAGGAGUUUUCCUGGUGCUCGCUAUGCUGGCACUGGCCAUCUGGCUUGGAGUUCGUUACGGCACCAGACUGGCAACGGUAGCGAUGCUCUACGGUGACGACGAUUAUUACAGUGGUGAAAUGCUGUUACCAAAGUAUGACACCUGUCCCAACGAUACUGUCCAUUGUGAUGGGAUCACAGACUGUCAGCUGGGCACUGAUGAAACCAACUGUGUGAGGUUUGGUGAAGACAAUGGUCUGCAGGUUAAGACAGCGCAAGAUGGCCGCUUCCUACCAGUGUGCUACAAAGGCUGGGACCAGAGCUAUGCCGAACAGACCUGCGCUCAGCUAGGUUUCAGAAAGCCCUUUGUCACCAAAGCAAAGAAACCCCAUGCAUCUGUUGGUUUAACAUUGACCAGCAAAUCAUCUUUGCCUAUCCAGGGUCGGGUAAAAGUCAGUCCUUCCUGUCCAGACCAGGAGAUCGUCUCCCUGCAGUGUGUGGACUGUGGGAAGCAGCAGUCCACAUCGCGGAUCAUUGGGGGAAGUGUGGCCAAGACAGGUCAGUGGCCGUGGCAGUUGUCGCUCCACUUCAGAGGGUCCCACGUCUGCGGCGGAGUCCUGAUCAGUCCUGAUUUUGUGCUGACCGCAGCCCACUGUUUCCCUAGAGGCAACUCCAUGACUCUCUCAGCAAAGAACUGGAAAGUGUAUGCGGGAGUGGUGUCCCUGAAAAGUCUACCUCACCCUUAUCUGGUUAAGAAGAUCCUGCUGAGCGAGAACUACGACAACAAGACUAAUGACCAAGAUGUUGCUCUGCUCAAACUCGCAUCUCCAGUCGCUUUCAACAAUAAAGUUCAGCCAGUUUGUCUGCCAACGACUGGCCAGCAAUUUCCCCAAGGAACCAAAUGCUGGACCUCUGGUUUUGGCACCACUGAGGCAGGAUCGGGCAUCGUCUCCAACGAUCUGAUGGAAGUGACUGUGGACAUCAUCGAUACACCAGUGUGUAACAGCCGCCAUGUGUAUGGAGGCUCAGUGACCAGAAACAUGCUCUGUGCAGGGGACCUGAAUGGAGGCAAAGAUUCCUGUCAGGGUGACAGUGGCGGACCUCUGGUAUGUCAGGCAGAUGACCUCUGGUACCUCGUGGGCAUCACGAGUUGGGGAUCUGGCUGUGGAGAUAAAAACAAGCCUGGCGUUUACACCAAAGUCAGCAGUGUUAUGCCCUGGAUCCACAGAGAGAUGCAGCAAGAGAGGCCGUGAUGUGCCUUUGUCUCCUGUGGGUGGUCUGUCAACCCCCCCCCCCCCCCCCCCGGCAAUGAAGCCUGCACUAUGAAGUCCACUUACAUGUGGAUAACUGCAUUGAUGAAGACAUGCGGUCGACGGAAGGGCAGACAGUUGAAGGGUUGGGGGAAUGCAACACAGGAGGUAAACACUGGAUUUCUAUCUUGGUGUUCUCCAUCUUCCAUGUUCAUCCUCUGACAGGCAGCUGUUUACCAGACCCUGAUUAUCAAUCACACAAUAAUAGGUGCAAUCACUCGCGAUAUUUAAUUGUUUUUCCUUCUGUUUCUCGGUGUCUGGUCCCAGCCAUACAGUUUACUUAUGUUUACCCAAUCCUCAAGGAUGGCUGGCCCUUCUCUCAUGUGUUCUGUGCCAAUGAACAGCAACUGGUUUGAUCAUGAUACUCUUUAAAAAUGAUUUAUGAUUGUAGAGAUGUGUUGCUGCCCUCAGGGACACGUCUCAGGCUUAUUUUUAUGUUUACCAUAUUAAAAUAAAGAAGGACACUUUAUGUAUAAACUUUGUGAAGAAGGAAGUGUCAGUCUUGACCCCCCCCCCCACACACCUUUUUUAAAAAUUGAGCUGGCACUGCCUAUGCACCUACACCUCCUCUCAUCACUCACACUGAGAUUUUUGAUUGAUUGUUAUUCUAAUGCUGUAUGUAAAUGUGCGUGUUCUCUGUCAUAGUUAUGUCAGAAUGUUAUAUGUAUAUGUUUAAUGUGCAGGGAGUUGUAAACAGUGGGCAUUCAUAAAAACAAAUGAAGAUCAA
Molecule: messenger RNA, 2444 nt
Organism: Scophthalmus maximus (turbot)
Lineage: Eukaryota; Metazoa; Chordata; Actinopteri; Pleuronectiformes; Scophthalmidae
Gene: tmprss13a
Product: transmembrane serine protease 13a
Exons: 13
Coding region: 176-1660 (494 amino acids)
Biological process (GO): proteolysis
Cellular component (GO): membrane
Molecular function (GO): protein binding; serine-type endopeptidase activity
Source: RefSeq, a predicted model, not a curated record